AUGUCAGGCUCUGGGCGAAAAGAUUUUGAUGUGAAGCACAUCCUGCGACUCCGCUGGAAACUCUUCAGCCACCCGUCGCAGUCCCCCGGCGCUCCGGCCGGGGGCAGCUGCCUGCAAGAAGACAGCAGCAGCAGCUUCGAGCACUGGGGACCUAGCCAGAGCCGCCUGCUCAAAAGCCAAGAGAAGGGCAGCGUGAGCACUUUCUGGAAGAAGCCUUCCUCUUCUUCCUCCUCUUCUUCUUCUGCCUCCCCGUCCUCUUCCUCCUCUUCCUUCAACCCACUGAAUGGCACCCUGCUGCCAGUGGCCACGAGGCUGCAGCAAGGGGCGCCUGGGCAGGGCACCCACCAGCCGGCCAGGACUCUCUUCUACGUGGAGUCCCUAGAAGAGGAGGAGGUGCCAGGCAUGGACUUUCCUGGACCACACGAAAAAGGGCUUGUCUUGCAAGAGCUCAAAGUGGAACCGGCCAACUCGAGCCAGGCAACAGGUGAAGGAUGUGGACACAGGCUCUCAGCAACUAGCCAUUCUCUGACACCUCAAAGUGAUUUGGACUCCAGUAGCUCUGAAGAAUUCUAUCAGGCUGUGCAUCAUGCUGAGCAAACCUUCAGAAAAAUGGAAAGUUACUUGAAACAACAGCAACUCUGUGAUGUUAUCCUGAUUGUUGGGAACCGAAAGAUACCUGCACAUAGGCUUGUUCUGAGCUCAGUCUCCGACUAUUUUGCUGCCAUGUUUACAAGUGAUGUUUGCGAAGCCAAGCAAGAGGAGAUCAAGAUGGAAGGCAUAGACCCAAAUGCUCUCUGGGACCUUGUUCAAUUUGCAUAUACAGGUUGCUUGGAAUUAAAGGAAGAAACCAUUGAAAACCUUCUUGCUGCAGCUUCCCUUCUUCAGCUUCCUCAAGUAGUAGAAGUGUGCUGCCAUUUCCUCAUGAAGCUCUUGCAUCCAUCUAACUGUUUAGGAAUCCGAGCAUUUGCAGAUGCUCAAGGAUGUAUUGAAUUAAUGAAAGUGGCCCACAGCUACACAAUGGAAAACAUAAUGGAAGUUAUGAGAAAUCAAGAGUUUUUACUGCUUCCAGCUGAGGAGCUCCAUAAACUCCUGGCCAGUGAUGAUGUCAAUGUCCCCGAUGAAGAAACCAUCUUCCAUGCAUUAAUGAUGUGGGUCAAAUAUGACAUGCAGAGGAGAUGCAAUGACUUGAGUAUGCUUCUGGCCUUUAUAAGACUGCCCCUGCUUCCACCUCAGAUAUUGGCUGACCUAGAAAACCAUACAUUAUUUAAGAAUGAUCUGGAAUGUCAAAAGCUGAUUCUGGAAGCAAUGAAAUACCAUCUAUUGCCAGAAAGAAGAACUUUAAUGCAAAGUCCAAGAACUAAACCUAGAAAAUCUACAGUUGGAACUCUGUAUGCAGUGGGAGGAAUGGAUAACAACAAAGGAGCUACAACCAUAGAGAAAUAUGACCUCAGAACAAAUUUGUGGAUCCAGGCAGGGAUGAUGAACGGCAGAAGACUGCAAUUUGGUGUGGCUGUUAUUGAUGACAAACUCUUUGUAAUUGGAGGUCGAGAUGGUUUAAAGACACUGAACAGUGUUGAAUGUUACAACCCCAAAACCAAGACUUGGACUGUCUUACCACCAAUGUCAACACAUAGGCAUGGUCUAGGUGUGACGGUACUAGAAGGCCCUAUCUAUGCCGUGGGAGGCCAUGAUGGCUGGAGCUAUCUGAACACAGUGGAGAGGUGGGAUCCUCAGAGUCAGCAGUGGACAUUUGUAGCUAGUAUGUCAAUUGCCCGAAGCACAGUUGGUGUGGCAGCAUUGAAUGGCAAGUUGUAUUCAGUUGGAGGUCGUGAUGGAAGUUCCUGUUUGAGUUCAAUGGAAUAUUAUGAUCCUCACACAAAUAAGUGGAACAUGUGUGCUCCAAUGUGUAAACGAAGAGGGGGUGUUGGAGUGGCCACAUGUGAUGGUUUUCUUUAUGCAGUAGGAGGUCAUGAUGCUCCUGCUUCAAACCACUGUUCUCGGCUGCUAGAUUACGUAGAAAGAUAUGAUCCUAAAACAGAUACAUGGACCAUGGUGGCUCCUUUGAGUAUGCCCAGAGAUGCUGUUGGUGUCUGUCUCCUUGGUGACAGACUAUACGCUGUUGGUGGCUAUGAUGGGCAGACUUACCUCAACACUAUGGAAUCCUAUGAUCCACAAACUAAUGAAUGGACCCAGAUGGCUUCCUUGAAUAUUGGGAGAGCAGGUGCCUGUGUAGUAGUCAUCAAGCAACCUUGA
Lagenorhynchus albirostris (white-beaked dolphin) is the source of this 2253-nucleotide messenger RNA. RefSeq names its product kelch like family member 1 (gene KLHL1). The transcript is spliced from 11 exons. Gene Ontology annotation, molecular function: protein binding. Bases 1 to 2253 code for a protein of 750 amino acids. Lineage: Eukaryota; Metazoa; Chordata; Mammalia; Artiodactyla; Delphinidae. The record is from RefSeq and is a predicted model, not a curated record.